AUGGCUCAACCUUACCCUCUCUGUUCUUUCAACAAUUCUUUCAUCAAUCCCAAAUUUCCCAACUUCAAUUAUACAUCCAAUAAAUUCAAAACUUUCUUCUCUUACCAACCUCACAAUUCUCUUCAUGAUGAAAAUCUCAACAACCCAGAUGCAAAAAUCUCAUCUUUAUCCAAACCUAAAAUCUGGGUCAAUCCCAAAACCCUCAAAUCCAACCGAAUUUGGAAUAAACCCCAAACAGCAAUUUCAUCUCUUGAAUCAUGUGAUCCUAAUGAGCAACAAGUAUAUGAAAUCUUGAGUGGUUUAGGAGGCAAUGUUACACAAAGUGAUGCAGAACACAUUCUCCACAACAUAUCCAACCCAGAAACUGCAAUUCUUGCUCUUAAAUACUUCCAGCAGAAGAUUGCACCUGAAAAUCAUGUUAUUCUCUACAAUGUGGUGUUUAAGUUGUUUAGGGAAGUUAACGAUUUUGAAAGAGCAGAGAAGCUGUUUGAUGAAAUGCUUCAAAGAGGCAACAAGCCGAAUAUCGUUACGUUUUCAAAUUUAAUUAGAUGUGCUUCUGUUAGUUCUUUGCUACAUAAGGCUGUGGAGUUGUUUGAGAGGAUGCCGUCUUUUGGGUGUGAACCUGAUUAUAAUGUGUCCUCGUCAAUGAUUUAUGUUUAUGCUCGCAUGAGUAAUGUUGAUAUGGCGUUGAAAUUAUAUGAUAAUGCGAAAAAUCAGAAAUGGUUUAUUAGGCCAGUGGCACUUUCUGCUUUGAUUAAGAUGUAUGGAAUACUAGGAAAUUCUGAUGGAUGUUUAAGUGUAUAUAAUGAUAUGAAGGUUCUUGGUGUUAGGCCUAACGUGAUAUUGUAUAAUGCUCUGUUGUUUGCAAUGGGGAAAUCUAAAAGGGCAAAUGAUGCCAAGGGUGUGUAUGAGGAGAUGAGAAAAAAUGGAUUUGAACCGAAUUGGGCAACCUAUGCAGCUCUUUUGGAAGCAUAUUCCAAGGGGCGACUUAGUAAAGAAGCUUUGAGUGUGUAUAAGGAAAUGAAGAAAAAGGGAAUGACUAUCAAUAAAUUUCUAUAUAGCAUGCUUCUUGACAUGUGUGCUGAUGUUGGCUAUAUAGAUGAAGCUGUUGAGAUGUUUGAUGAUAUGAAGCGUUCCGGGACUUGCCAGCCUGACAAUUUCAUAUACUCAUCACUGAUUAACAUGUAUGCAUGCAAUGGGAAGGUUUUGGAGGCGGAAUCAAUGUUGAAUGAAAUGACCAGAUGUGGAUUGGAGCCUAAUAUUUUUGUUCUCACAAUUUUUGUUCACUGCUAUGGAAAAGCCAAACGAACUGAUGAUGUUGUGAACAUAUUUAAUCAAAUUUGGGAUACCGGCAUCACUCCCGACGAUCGACUGUGCGAUUGUCUUUUGUAUGUCAUGACCGAAAUACCAAAAGAAGAGUUUGGUAAGAUAACAAAUUGCAUUGAGAAGGCUAACCCAAAGCUUGGUUAUAUUGUGACAUAUCUGACGGAGGAGAAGGAAGAUGAUGGAUAUUUUAUGAAGGAAACAUCAGAACUUUUAAGUUCAGCUGAUGAACAUGUAAAGAAGACCUUCUGCAAUAGUCUAAUUGAUAUAUGUUACAACCUAGGCAUGGAAGACAGAGCUCGUGACCUUCUUGGUUUGGGAUUGACACUUAAGAUAUAUAGCGAUAUACAAUCGAGAUCUGAAACUCAGUGGUGUCUGAACCUAAAAAAACUCUCAGUUGGAGCUGCUAUGACUGCCUUACAUGUUUGGAUAGAUGACUUGUCUAAGGCUUUUAAAUCAGGUGAAGAGCUUCCAAAAGUACUUGCAAUUUGUACUGUCCCUUGGAGACGCAACGAUUCGGAUAAAGACUUGGCUACUGUAUUUGAAUCAUAUCUAAAGGAACUUGAUUCUCCUUUCCAUAAGUCUACCAAUAUGACUGGCUGGUUUUUUACGACAAGCCAAGAAGCCAAAUCAUGGCUGCAGUCUAGAGGCUCAACCGAAACAGUUGCUGAUUUGAACUCCACAGUUUUAGAUGUUCCUGCUGAGGCUCUUCCCCACUGA
Trifolium pratense (red clover) is the source of this 2043-nucleotide messenger RNA. Its product is annotated as pentatricopeptide repeat-containing protein At4g16390, chloroplastic-like. Gene Ontology annotation, molecular function: protein binding. Gene Ontology annotation, cellular component: chloroplast. The coding region runs from base 1 to 2043 and encodes 680 amino acids. The transcript has a single exon. Lineage: Eukaryota; Viridiplantae; Streptophyta; Magnoliopsida; Fabales; Fabaceae. The record is from RefSeq and is a predicted model, not a curated record.